AUGAACUCAGAGAGAGCAGAGAGUUUACCAAUUGCAGGAUCAAGUCGUCCGGUCAGACUGGGCGAACUGGCCCUCGAGUCACCGAGAUUCAAAGUGAUGACCCUGUCGCCGUCGCAAUACCUGACCGGGCGAACUGACCCUCGGGUCACUGAGAUUCAAAGUGAUGACCCUGUCGCCGUCGCAAUACACGCCGGAGAAGUCGCAUGGCUCCGUCGUGAAAUCCCACAUGGAGAAGAAAAAGUGGAUUCCGGCGAUGAAGGGGGUGAAGUGCUUGCUUUUAGAAGUACUACAACUGAGUUGCUCAAUUUUUUAGUUCAGACUUGCUCACAGGAUUUACAUUGGUCGAUUUCUAGGGUUUCAAUUUUGAUCUUUGAUGACAAAAUUGGAGCGGAAAUUACUACUGAUUCACUCCUCAACUUUUCAAUUCGUAUAUACAUACAUACAUACAUCAAGAACAUCUGGGUCGGCCUUCAAACAGCAAUCAAUCAAAGAUGGGUGGCUCUGCUUGCUGGUGGGGAUGUGUUGGCUUUACUUUUUUUCUCCGCAAUUGGAAGGUUCAGCUAUGGGUUUUCUGUUUUUGACACUCAAACCCUAGGCAUCGCUGACCCUUUUAUAGCUGGAUGGAUUUUGGGUGCUUAUUUCCUUGGGGGUUAUGGGGAGGAUGGAGGAGGAAUGAAUGGUUUCUCUAAGGCUGUUAUUACUGCUACCAAAUCUUGGUCUUUGGGUAUUCCAGUGGGAAUGACGAUAAGGGCAGCAACAGUAGGCCAUAUUCCGCCACCUAGCUUUAUCCUAGUAACCCUGGGAAGCACUGCUUUUUUACUUAUUGGAUGGAGAGCACUAUUGUUCAGCAUUCUCCCUGAUGAUAAAAGCAAAAAGGAUGGCGUCGACAAGCAUGACAAGCCAUUUGAUCUGUUUGAGUCGAUGACAUCUUUUGUUCAAGAACUCCAAAAUCAAUGGAAGCCCAGACCACAUGCCACAAACAUCACAGUGAAGUAAAGCAUGAGACCACUCUCAACUCCCAAGCAAGUAUUUUUCUAUCACAUCUUUUGUUCAACGGGUGGUCAUCUGUGUUCCUAAAUGCAAGGUCAUUGUUGUACUUGCAGGUAGCAACAAUUGUAACCAGUGAAAAAAAUUCUCAGAUGCCCUUUUUAUUUAUUUAUUUAUUUUUAUUUUAUGGUUUUUGAUAUUUUGUGUCUCCGAGUUUCAAUAUAAUGGCAGUUGCUUGAUUCUUUGAGGGAAAAAAUCCUCAUAAUCUCUUUACUGCUAAUUGGUCUGUAUAAUUUUAAAAAUCAUACCAAUUUAUUAAACCUUAAUCUAAAUUAUCUGCACAUCUAUGUUCUUAGAUGUUAUUAUAUUCUUCUAUAUUAUACUAAUGAUUUACAGGUCACUGUCAAUCCAAAACAAAAUAUUUCUUAAAAAAAUAAACCAAAACAAAAUAAUAAAGGAUUUCUAUGCAAUGAUUUUAUUAUAUUAUUAUUUUGGUAACGAGGAGCCCUUUCAAAUUUCCAAUCUUGGGUACCUUUUAUGCAUUAAUAUAAGGUUGCAAAACAUAAUAAUAAAUGAAAAAAAUAAUCGAAUAACAUUUCUUUUGCUGUUUACAAAAAAAUUGAAUAAUAAUAGUGAAAAGAUAUGAGCAAUUUUUUGUUUGCAAAUUUCAAAAUUUUACUAACAGAACAAGGCACCACGACCUAUUAACUCUAAUUUUCACCCUAAUUGUGUAAAGUCGUUCAAAUUUUAACUUAAUUUAUUUUAUUUUUUCAAUGCCUCUUAAAAAAAAAAAAAAAAAUUCAAGUUUUGGCAAUUUAAAAAUCUAUUGAAUCUGAUCCAAUCCACUCACCAUGAUUAUUUAAUACUCACUCAAUGUCUAAGUUCCAAUUUUGUUUGUGUAAAGAUUUGCAAUGAUUGUGUGUGAUAUAGCAAAGAGUAUUUUUUCCAUAAUAAAUAUAGAUAAAAAGGAGAGGUAUUUUAGAAUACCUCUCCGUAGCUUUUGAAGAAAUCAAAUAAGUUGAAGCCCUAAACCAGCAGACUGAUGAACCAGUGUUACAUUAUGAAAAAAUAUAUAUUUUUAUGUAUGUAUAUGUGGUUCAAAUUAUACUUUUGGGUUUUGUAUGUCAGUCGUGUGAUUGUUUGUUUGUCCAAAUCUUGCUCCGUGGUAUUCUAGUAAAUUCAUCUUAUUCUUUUUUUCUUUUUUCUUUUUUCUUUUUUAUUUUUUAUUUUUUAUUUUUCGUUUUUCAUCAAAGGUUCUUUAAAAUUUAAAAUCUUUGAUUAAUGCAUAAUGUUACAAACAAUAUUAUUGUAUAGUAAUGCCAGGAAUAUGAACAUUCCAUGAGCACGACAACCAAACACCCAAAAUAAGAUUUUUCCUUUUUUGGUUAAAUAAUUUUUUUAACAAUUUUUUUUUUUUUUUGGUAUUUAGCAAAGGAUUAGGUUGAAUUCAUGAAACAAAACAUGCAAAAUAAUUUGUCAAAAAAUGAUGGGUAAGUUAAUAUGCUAAGUAAAUGAUUUAUCCCUCAACUCUUUAUGCAAAUAAAAGCACAAGAUAAGAAGAAGAUAAAACAACAACAAAAAAAAACAAAACCAUAAUACAUUUGCAUUGAAUGAAAAUUUAAAAAUAUUAACUGUGGCUUCGGAUAAAAAAAAUUCAUGAAAAAAAAAAAAAAAAAAAUGUGAGCGAAAUCAUGGCACCAAACUUGAGUUGAAAUAUUUGGAGUUCCAAAAAAAAAAAAACAA
Messenger RNA from Cornus florida, 2730 nucleotides. RefSeq lists its product as uncharacterized. The record is from RefSeq and is a predicted model, not a curated record. The transcript is spliced from 7 exons. NCBI's taxonomy places the organism in Eukaryota, Viridiplantae, Streptophyta, Magnoliopsida, Cornales, Cornaceae. The coding region runs from base 1 to 996 and encodes 331 amino acids.